AUGGCGCAAACUAACAAAUCUUUCUGGAUGUUUAGAAACAAUACGGAGUACAUGGGGUUCUUCAUUGCAUCUAUAUCCAGCUACCAUGAUGACAAGGACAAUAUCUCUCUAUUGCAUUCCCCGGCCUCCACAGAAGUCCGAAUGACAGGUCUGUAUACAGGAAUAUUCGGGCAUCUAGCUUGGCCAUGGGCGGCAGCGACCGUUGUUGCCAUCGUUGUCCUAGCGACAGGUGUGAAUUACCUCGUCAGCGAGAUGGUUGUUGUUCCUAGCACCGAGGGUUGCUGCAAAACCGGUGGCAGCGAGCAUCAUGCUGACGAUCAAGGAGAGCUUCAUAUUUGCGAUUCUUCUGAAGUGGAAUUGUUUUUGAAUGACUGUACGGAGAUCAAACCAGCUGUUGACCUCUUGGUAGCUACGGUUUCAAUUCUCGGGCAUGAUACCUGCAUUGAAUCGCCUACCCCAGAUGUGCUGUUAAGCGAAACAUCCUCCCGAAGGAUUGGAAUUCUGAGACAUGCUUCCAGAGAUGUACUAUUAUUUUGCUUCUGUGGUUCAACCAAGCCACAACGAUCGACAGGCAGAGGAGCAUCGCUCCAGUUGAAGCCAAAGGCUAACAAUAAAUUUUUGUCUGCUUCACUUCAGCUCGAUCCUAUGGUCUUAUCUUUGGCAUUUUUAUGGUAA
Messenger RNA from Trichophyton benhamiae CBS 112371, 675 nucleotides. RefSeq lists its product as uncharacterized. The transcript has 3 exons. Bases 1 to 675 code for a protein of 224 amino acids. The record is from RefSeq and is a predicted model, not a curated record. Lineage: Eukaryota; Fungi; Ascomycota; Eurotiomycetes; Onygenales; Arthrodermataceae.